Molecule: messenger RNA, 754 nt
Organism: Centruroides sculpturatus (bark scorpion)
Lineage: Eukaryota; Metazoa; Arthropoda; Arachnida; Scorpiones; Buthidae
Product: protein timeless homolog
Exons: 4
Coding region: 201-623 (140 amino acids)
Source: RefSeq, a predicted model, not a curated record
UUAAACAAGUAAACUUUGUUUUUUAUUACUUUCAUUUAAAAAUAUUCUUAACUAUGUUUUAAGAUUUAUAAUCUGUUGUGUUCUGACGAAGAACCAACUUGCUUUGAAAACAUUUCAAUUUUUUUACUUAUGGACUGUGUUUUCUAGGUGAUAUUGAAUCCGUACCCAUUGUUCCUAUUAAUAAUAAUCAUUAUACAGCUAUGGAAAAUAAUGAGUUUUUGCAGUUAUUAAAGACAUUUGGUUUUGUACCUCCUGCAUCAGAACAAGAAUCAUUCUGGCGUAUUCCAUCAAAUUUGGCAACUAGGCAGUUAGAAAUUAAUUUAGAACUACUUAACAAAGAAUUACAAGAUGGAGAUGAUGAUAAUAUUUCAUAUCAAAACAAUGAAAAAAAUGAAGCUAGAGAAAUAAAUUCUCCAGAAAGCAAGCAUAAUGAUGAUGAUACCCAAGAAGAAGCAGAAGAUGAAAUUAGUCAAGUAGAUGAAGUGAUGUGGAAAGAAGAUUCAAAAAGUCAACUAGCAAAUGAAUUCAGAAGAUACUUGGAUUCAGUUGAAUCUGAUGAAGAACUUGAAUUGCCAAGAAAAAAAUUUAAAGGAAGAAUAAUUGAAAGUGAUGAAGAUGAAUAAUCACUAUGUAUUUCUUCUUGGCAUACAUUUUAUAUUAUUUUUUUUUAAUUUAACAUAUACUGUAAUUAUUUUUUUAAAUUAUAAAACAAAAAAUUGUAGUCCUUUAUAAUGGAAAAUAAACUAUUAUUUUA